This is a messenger RNA of Manis javanica (Malayan pangolin), 978 nucleotides long. It is a transcript of the gene PRR30, whose product is annotated as proline rich 30. Lineage: Eukaryota; Metazoa; Chordata; Mammalia; Pholidota; Manidae. The record is from RefSeq and is a predicted model, not a curated record.
AUGUUGCCUCAGUACAAGGACCAGGUGCUGCUACAGAACACAGCACCCACUGGGUGCUCCCCUCAGGGCCCCUCACCACUUGUGAACUCCCUUCAGCCCAGCCCUCAGCCUCUGCCUCCCUAUCAGUAUAGGGACACUGAGUCCCCUGGGGUGGGAGGGGAAUGCAUUGCAAAAGAGAGGGAUCCUUCAGAGUUCAGGGACCUGGGAGCCCUGGUGAAGGCCCUAGUUGCCCAUCUGGGGCACCGUCGCAUUGCAUGCGACCUGUGGCUACUGUUUUUGCAGCAUAUAUGGCUAGGCAUUAAUGGCAGGGCCCCAGUUGUGGAGUAUCCUGUAUGCCUGGUGUGUGUCCGGUCCUGUGGCCCCUCUUGCCCUGUCCCCAGUUAUGGGACUGAACCCCGGCUGCUUGCCUUUCAUGCAUGGGGCCAGGAAUGCAGGCCACUCCGCAUAGGCAUUGGCUUUGGCCUCCGUCUGUCUCGGGGCCAGGCCAUAGACAUGCAUCUGUUGCCAGAAAGAAGGCCAGAGGAGGAAGGGCCUCAGGGCAAGGCCACUCAGGCCCAUGGGUGUCAAAUGCAUGCAUCUCAGUCCCCAGUGGUUCGAGCCUCAGUGGCUCAGACCAGGGCAGAUCCAGCCCCAGGCACACCUUUCCAGACAGGGAGCCUCAGGUCUGUAAGCCCUCUCUCACCAAAUUCCAGCUUUUCAGGGCCUCCUCCUCAGGAACCAAAGGAGACCAUGGUCUCCCUGAAGCCCAGGCCUUCCUCCGCCUGAAGAGGCCUGCUUCUCCAGAGUAGCCACCCUAGUUCCAGACCCAAGGAAGCUUCCUGGAGCACCUCCUCUGAACCCUACCAUCUCUAUUAGGCCCCAGGUCUCAGGGAGCCCUCGAGACACCGUGAUGGGCUGGCUGACUGGAGGUCAGGCAUGUUCUCCAGCCUUAAUCCCUGGGAGCCCCUUAUGGAGUCUUCUCUCUCCUAGCUAAAGAGG